Molecule: messenger RNA, 2977 nt
Organism: Marmota flaviventris (yellow-bellied marmot)
Lineage: Eukaryota; Metazoa; Chordata; Mammalia; Rodentia; Sciuridae
Product: zinc finger protein 672
Biological process (GO): regulation of immune system process; negative regulation of transcription by RNA polymerase II; regulation of cytokine production
Cellular component (GO): nucleoplasm
Molecular function (GO): DNA-binding transcription repressor activity, RNA polymerase II-specific; RNA polymerase II cis-regulatory region sequence-specific DNA binding
Source: RefSeq, a predicted model, not a curated record
CCGCUCCUCCCCAGGGUUCCUGCGCCUCCCUGGAGCUGGGCGGGCAGAGGUGUACCCCCCAGGCUCCCCAGCAACCCGCGACACCGGCCGCCGGGGAGAGCGGGCCUGCGACGUGACCUCCGCCCCGAGGCGCCUCCCGCUGCCCGCUCGGCGGCCGCGCUCCCCGCUCCGGUCUCGGAGUCCGGGAAGCGGGUCGGCAGACCUGUCGAGUGGGAGCCGCGCGGCGUCCGAGGAGCCAGCCGCGACCGGUUUCUGCCCCAUGCACAGGUCCCUUUGUUUCUGUGAUGAGCACCACAAUGGGGUGAGGUUUGGAAGAGAGACCUGAAGGCCCACUCUGGUACCGGAGCACCAAACCUGCACUCUACAGUGGAACCUCUCAUAUCCCAUGUCAGUGACAAGAGGAAACGGUAUUUUUGUUUAGCCACUGUUUAGGUAGUACAAGAACACUCCCUUCAUAUUGAUGGGAUCCCCAGGAUAAGACAACCUGUCACAGGAAGCGUUCACGUUAACCUCUCCCUUCCGACAGCGGGGUUUGGCAGCUCUGCUGGACUCACAUGACUUUCUCCCCGCAGAGUUUAGCAGCAGGGUGAAGCUGGCCUCAACUUGCCCGUGGAAUAGAAGCAGCGCCUACAGGUGACAGAAAGACCUCUAGAAGACACAGUUUUGAGGCCUCCCCCUCUUCCCUCUUAGGAAAACCAAAACUUACCUUUGGAGCAAGGAGCACAUUUCCCUGCAGGCCGCCCCUCACCAUGUUGGCGGCUUCAGGCAAUGUGGCAGUGGGCAGACCCUACGCAUGCAGCGAGUGUGGAAAGAGCUUCCGCUACAGCACAGUGCUGCUGCGGCAUGAGCGUGCCCAUGGUGGUGAUACCUGUUUCCGCUGCCUGGAGUGUGGCGAGCGCUGCGCACAGGCUGCCGACCUGCGUGCUCAUAGGCGGACCCACGCAGGCCAGACGCUCUACAUUUGCAGCGAGUGUGGCCAGAGCUUCCGCCAUAGCGGCCGACUCGACCUGCACCUGGGUGCCCACCGUAGGCGCAGCCGCGCCUACCCAUGCCGCCUGUGCGGUGGCCGCUUCCCUCACCUACCUGCGCUGUUGCUGCAUCGCAGCCGCAGACACCCGCCCGAACAGCCUUGCCGCUGCCCACUGUGUGCACGUGCUUUCCGGCAGAGCGCGCUGCGUUUCCACCAGGCGCGGGCGCACCCAGCAGGCAACCCGGCUGUCCCCACCCCUGGCUCGCCCCACCGCUGUACACAGUGCCCUCGGGCCUUCCGCAGCAGUGCAGGGCUUCGCAGUCAUGCACGCGUCCACACUGUUCCCAGCCCUGGAGCCCACAUGCCCCCACAACCCCGUCCUACAGACGUGCACCAGUGCACUGUAUGUGGCAAGACUUUCGGCAAGAGUUCCACACUAACGCGCCACCUCCAGACGCACUCAGGUGAGAAGCCUUUCAAGUGCCCAGAGUGUGGCAAAGGCUUCCUGGAGAGUGCCACGUUAGUGCGCCACCAGCGUACACACACGGGCGAGAAGCCCUAUGCUUGCAGUGACUGUGGACGCUGCUUCAGCGAGAGUUCCACGCUCCUACGCCACCGGCGCAGCCACCGUGGCGAGCGGCCACACGCGUGCACCACUUGUGGUAAAGGCUUUGGGCAGCGAUAUGACCUGGUGGUACAUCAGCGCAUCCACACCGGGGAGAGGCCCUUCCCAUGUCCCGAGUGUGGCCGCGGCUUCAGCGAUCGUUCAGACCUCACCAAACACCGCCGUACGCACACUGGGGAAAAGCCAUAUGGCUGCGAGCUGUGUGGCAAGCGAUUCACGUGCGUGUCCAACCUCAACGUGCACCUGCGCAAUCACGCAGGCCAUAAGCCACACACGUGCCCUGAGUGUGGCAAGGCUUUCAGCGUCGCCUCCAAGCUUGCACUGCACCGAAAGACACACCUGGGCGAGCGGCCAGCGAAAUGUGCUGAGUGUGGCAAAUGCUUUAGCCACAGCCGGUCACUGUCACAGCAUCAGCGGGCCCAUACACGUGCCCGUGCUGCUGUCCGUGAGGCUGCAGGAGGCACGGACCUGGUCCUUAUGGGGCCAACUGGACAGGGAAAGCCAGGGGUCUUAUGUCCCCGAUGAGGGUGACUUGCUGGGAGGCUUCUUGAAGGGGCCUGGGCUAGCACCCCUACAGUGCCAAGGGACAAAAGAGGACUCACAGGUUUGGCCUUUUGCACUUCUGUUGGUGCCCUUUGUUUACCAGGAUUGCCUUACCUCUGCACUGACUUCCCCAGAGGCUCUUUCCCCAUCCUCAGUCCUUGAAUCUCCCAACCUCUCCAGGUAUGGGGGAGGGCAUCAGGACAGCCCUCUCGCAGUGUGCAAGGGGUCCCAGAGCUGUGUCCUGUUGCUGGCCUGUGUUCUGGUAUUUUUCCUGUUUUCCCUCCUGUGUGCUGUCUUCUCCCCUCUCCUUACGCCAGUGUGCAUUUCCUCGGCCUCUUUCCCCAAUACAUUUGCUGCUGUGCCUCUCUAGGUACUAAAGUCACAGAUUUGGCUAGUUGCAUCUUGCCAGCUCUGUGGUCUUCUUGCCAGUUAGUUGUACCUGUUAAACUGCUUUCUCCCUCUGCUUGAAAGAUGGAGAUGGGAGCCCAAUUCAUUGAACAGCAUCUCCAUGCCAGGAGCUGCUUGCUCCCUGGGAAUGGUAGCCCACCCAGAUGAGACCAGGCAGGACCCUCAGCAUGACUAUCUUCUGUCCCCAGAGCAAAUUCGGGUUCCUAUUAGGACAAUGUUUUCCGGCCAGGUGAGGGACAUUUUGCCCUGGCAUGUGGGAUAAGACCAUGUGGGUUCACAAAGCCAAGUACUGCCAAGUGGAGUAUCAGAAUAUUAUUUCCAAAUCAAACUUGGAACCAUGGGGUAACAGGUUCACAGGUGGAAGCAGGACGGAGACUCCUGGAAUUGUGACUUUUUGCUUGGUGAAAUAAAAGAGUUGUUUGGGUUUUGGA